Molecule: messenger RNA, 5729 nt
Organism: Odontomachus brunneus
Lineage: Eukaryota; Metazoa; Arthropoda; Insecta; Hymenoptera; Formicidae
Gene: ms(3)76Cc
Exons: 4
Coding region: 242-5677 (1811 amino acids)
Source: RefSeq, a predicted model, not a curated record
AUUUCGGCAGUGCCCCUGACAAUCAUGUUUUGAUCAUUUUUACAAAUCUACAAGUGAAACGAUGUCGUGACACGAAAUUCUACGUAUUACUCAUUUUCGUUACAUUAUUGAAAAUUUGAAAUAGAAGAAGCAAAUGUUACUACUUCAUUCGGACUGUUCCCUUUUUUCAUGAAUGAUGAUUAACGGUUAGAAGGAGAAGCUAUAUUUCCGAUUAUUUGAGAUAUUAUUUCGAGGGUGCAAUAUGUCGAAAGUUAAAUCUCCAGUAAAAUUAGGUGGUACCGGUGAUCACAGCGAUGUCGGUGAAAAUGAUGCGAUUGAAGGAAAAAAGGAAAUUGUUCCAUACUACGACUUCGGAAAACGAUGGCAUCGCUUUCGCGUUCUGACACCGCGAUCGUUCAUAAUUCGGGGUUCCCAUGCCAUGAGCGAUCUCCGAUUCAAGUACAGAAGUCGCGGUCGCCAAGCUGCCCCGUGCUCAGUAGUGGCUCUCGUCUACGGCCGAAUGUUUCAUCCGAAGGAGUGGACGCGGGAGCACGUCGACCAAGUACUCGAGCACGGCGACAAGCUAUUUCGCUUGAGCAUAAUGAGGAACCAGCUGAAGGAGGACGAGUAUAUGAGAACCAACCUCGUGCACAACGAAUUCUACGUGAGCAUCUACAAGGUUCUGGUACGCGUUGAGGACAGUGGGAUUCGCGGCAAUCUUUUCAGCGAGUCCGUCGGCUGCUCCGACCUCACGGAAGGCUUACGGAAAUUCUUCGAGAGCGGUGACGACGCCAGAGGAGUAAUCACGGCGCAGGGUAAUUCCGUCGCUGUGUGGCGUCAAUCCCCUGAAGCUGGUUUCCUUUACUACGACCCGGCGUCGUGCGAUGAGGCGGGUGUACGCUGCACUGACGGCACAGCCUGUCUGAUGAGAUUCAAAUGUUUGGAUGAUUUGCGCGAUCAUGUGCUGAAGAGCGUGAACCCGCUCUAUGACUCUCGAUAUUGCAUCGAUCGCGUAACCAUAUUGCGCGUUGUGGAGGUUGGUCGACCUUUCGUCGAACUCAUGGCCAGCGCCACAGGUCCUGUAGUGCAGAAGAGUAUAUUGCGAUCUAUCAAUCCGGUGGACGCCGAUGAGCUGGACUGUACCAAGCCAGUACCGAAGGACGAGAGACUGCGCGCAUCUGCUCGGAUACGCAAGCAGCCGUUGUUCAUUACCAUCUCGAAUUACAGCAUCGACCGUCGAUUUGCCACAGAGCCGUUGGUGAACCGGAACGAUUUCGACACUGGUUACUCCUACGACGACAUGCGGGUGAACGUGCCGUCCACGUUCAAGGAACUGCCUGGAAAAACAGCGAUUCUUCGUGGUCUUACUCACGAGGGUAGCGAGGAGUACAAGGGCAAGGGCGCUCAGAACGUGGCCAACUGUGUGAUGUCCAUCGUCAUGAAGGAAGUCCACCCGGUCAAGACAUGGUUGAGAUCCAAGUUGGACGAGAUCCUGAUAUUAGGCGACUCGAUGUACGCUAACGUGAAGGCUGAGAAGCCGAUGAUAAAGACAAUGACUGCCUCUGAUUUGAACGACGCGAGGAUCAUAGUGGAGGACCGUAAAUUGGCAGUGGGCGUGGAUCUAAUCUCCGUGACCGGCACGAUAAGUUCGAAGACGCCGUCGGUGUUAAACUUGAAGCAGGCAUUGGAACAGUUUUUUCUGUUGUACGAGGAGGGGGUGCUCGAGACGCCUUCCAUGGCGGUCGCGAUUUGGAGUCAAAAUGACUGUUAUUACAUGUUCGAUCCUCGGUCUUGCGACGCCUUAGGUGUGAGAAUUAAGGAAGAGAAGGCUACCAAGGUCGCAGCAGGCAAGGGUAAAAAGACAGAAGAUGACGCCGUGAGGAAGGAGCAAGGAAGCUGUUGUGUAACACGAUUUCCAGACGUGGAUUCGUUGGUCACGUUAUUCUUGAAGAAUAUCGAUCCGGCUAAGAAGAAUGACAGAUUCACUGUUAGACACGUCACAGUGAUGGACGACAAGCCUGGCAGUCGAGCCUGGAAUGAAUUCCAACCCGGUGAGGUGGGCAAGACCUGGUUGUUGCGCGGCAGCAUCUCCAACAUGGAUGAAUCGUUCAAGGAGGAGAAUCAAGGGGCACAGGGCCUUCCCAUGUCAAUAGUAGCUUUAGUGAACGCGAGGGAAAUUCCACCAGCGAAAUGGAGCAGCGAAACCGUCGAUGAAGCGGUGCGAGAGGGCGACGCUUAUUACAACUGGUGUAAACCUCCCGAGACAAAGGAGGAAGUGGAGGAAAAGACGUUUCUUCUUCAGGAUUUGAAGAGGCACUUCUAUCUGAAGAAUUGCAAAGUGAAAGUCGACAUCGAAGAGGCGGUAGUCGUUGGAGACUUAUCGGCGUCGGACGACUCUGAGGUGCUCAACUUGAAGAAAGGAUUGCGUCAAUUUUUCGACAAUAAGCAGUACGGGAUAAUCGAGGUGAAGAAUCUUUUGGCGGCUGUGUGGAAAGCUGAGGAGCAGCUCAAGGACAAGAGCAAGGAGAUCUAUUAUUACUAUUUCGACUCCAAUCCUCGAGAUGCUUUGGGUCGGAUAAUAGAGGCAGAUGAAGAGAAUACCGCCUGCGUGGUGCGAGCUUUGGAUGUUUCGGCAUUGGCAGAGCUGAUUCAGAAUAAUGCAGGACGAGAAGGUGGAAACGAUUUUACGAUACAUGAACUGAAGAACAUCGCCAUUGGUGCGCCGAUGACGGAUGACAAGAUCGAGGCGGAUAAAAGAAUACCAGUUAAACCGGACUUAAAACACUACUCUGCCAUGGGCGACACUGGCGCUGUGCUUUUGGGCACCAUCAACCAGGGUAACGAGACACUUUUCAAACGGCAGACGAGAGACAGGCAGCAAGCCGCAAACUCUCUCACGACUCUAGCCAUGACGAAACUCUACAAUUCUCACCUGUGGUACCGCGAAUUCGUGGACGAUAUCCUGAAGAUCGGCGACAAGCUUACCAAUGAAAAUCUGGUGAACUUGUUGGAAGCGGAAGAAAUGCCUAGAAACUAUCUUCUUCCAUCGGAGAUCACGGAGGAUUUCGACAUAGGAGUCAAUCGUAUAUCAUUCGUUCUCGAGGAGGAAGCUGUCAGUGGACAUGUGACGGAGAUGGCGAGCUUGCUGGAAGAAUUUUUCAAGGAGAACGCGAUGGGAGUGCUGCGUCAGGGUGAAACAAUGAUGCCGAUCUGGAGGGAGGCCGACGUGUUCUUCACGAUGGAUCCCAAAGGCAGGGACACUCGUGGUGAGCCCGUUGAAAAGAACGGAGCUGCGGCGGUGAUGUGGUUCACCGACGUGCCGUCGUUGGCUGCCGCGAUCCAUACCGCAGUCGCGUCUGAUGACGAUUUCGUCAUCGACGCCGUCACAAUGGAGAACACGUACGAGACGCGGACAACUGAGGCUCGGCUAACGAAGAGGACCACUUCCGGGGAAGAGCUGUGGCAUCACUUUCCCAAACUCGCGGAUGGCGUUUGGAACAUCGGCGGUAAGAUCACCAUGAUGGACGAGAGGUUCGACGAGGUGAAUCGCGGCAAGCAAAGCGCCGCUAUCGCCGCGAUGGCCGUCAUUUUCUCCAAGGUGUACCAGCCAAAAUACUGGACGUCGAGCAUUCUCGACGAGGUCAUAGUCACGGGCGACAAGCUCCACUCCAAGUGUGUCGAGAGACUGGGCGUGGGUUCAGUGCCUCUAGUGAACGAGAUCAUCAGCGAGUUCUUCUUGUCAACACGGCGUAUUGCUUUGACAAUUAAAGAUUGCGUACAAGCGGGUAAUCUUACCAGCAGAUCGCCCAAGGUUCAAGAUCUACAAAGCGGAAUCGACAACUUCUUUGAGAAGUACGACGCUGGUGCAUUGACUGUACGGGGAGAACGAAAUAUAGCCAUAUGGAAGGUCGACGACGCGUAUUACGCCUUGGUGCCUGAUUGGUCCACCACCGUGGAAGAGACUACGUCGACGGCACCGCAACUAUUCAGGUUCAGGAAUGCAAGUCUCCUCGUGGAAUACGUGCUGCGUCAUUUUGGAGAGAAAGACGAUUAUCAGAUCACCGCGAUCGACGUGUUGGAUUGGAAUAAGUUGCCGCCGUGGAAAUUCGAUCCCAGCCCGGGUAUUCGACCGACGAACUUGCCACCCUUGAAUGCCUACAGAAGAUUGCAGGGUGAAGCUCGGGCGAUUCUGCGUGGCACUUAUCAUCAAGGUAGAGACAUUUUCCCUGAAACAUUACGCAAUCGACAAACAGCAGCGAAUUGUGUCGUGGCGCUCGGCAUGUCGGUCAUCAAAAGCCCCGUCACGUGGACGAAGAAGACUAUGGAUGAGAUUCUAGCGAUCGGAAGUGGCGUUCAUCUGGAAACGAAGAAGGUCAAACUUACUAAAUCGAGAUUGAAGCCGAAUGAUAUCAUUAGAAUAUUCUACAUAGGUGUCAACGUUCUGACCGCUGACGUCGAGUCCAACACUGUAACCGGUCAGGUAGCGAUCGCGCCUGUAGUUCUCGAGGAGAAGAAAUUAGGGGAAAAGAAGGUGAGAGAGAAGAAGAUAGAACAAAAGAAGGGACAAAAGGACGCCAAGGAUAAGAAGGGAGUGAAACGAGAACGAGAGCCACCUCCCCCAAUGAUCUUACUCGAGGAAGGUCUGCGGAAAUUCUUUCAGAACAACCAUGCCGGCAUUCUGGUGACCGAUCGCGGAAUGACCGCCAUUUGGAAAGAUCUAGGUGUCUACUUCAUGUACGAUCCACGAGCACGAAGCGAUCAGGGUCUGCCGGACGCCGACGGCUCCUCAUGCGUAAUGUGGUUCGCCUGCAUGGAACCUUUAUACGACGUUAUCUUCGCUAACAUCAGCCAGCAAGAGAAGUACGGACCUUUUGAGAUCUGUCGGGUGAUCGUAAAGACCACCAUGAUCGAACCGUUGCCGUGCCCAGCCGGCUUCCGACCUUGUUCCGAUCGUAUCGCGCCACCCAUCGUGCCGAUCCUCUCCGUGAAGAAGACACCUACACUGAACGUGGAACCGCUCAGCAAGUACGUCAUUGUGGACGAAGAACUCAGCGUUUUGCGCGGUACUUUGCAUAUGAAUCAUCACGUCUACAGCGCGAAGAACCGAGGUCUGCAGAGUACAGCAAUCGCGGCGGUCGCAGUGGUUGUGGGGUUGCUACACGUGCCAUCCACGUGGACGGCCGAGCUGAUCGACGCCGUACUCAAGUACGGCGAUUUGCUGCACUUUGACAGUGUUCGGGUAGCGCGUCCAGAUGCCAGGAACCUCUCACCCAGCGAGUUACUCACCGUGUUCGUCGUGGGCGAUUUUCGUGUCACUGUGCAUGUCCACAAUCAUACAGCGGCGGGCAUACUCCACGUCUGCGAUCUGUCCGAGGCACUGAGCAUGUUCUUUCGCACCAACUGCGCUGGAAUACUACACACGAUCAACAUAGCGGUGGCCGUGAUGCAGCACUAUGGCAAAUUCUACAUGUUCGAUCCAAGCUCGAGAAGCGACCGUGGCGAACCUGCGGCUCUCAAUGGCGCAGCCUGUGUGAUGAAGUGCGAUAGUAUCGCGAGGAUGGCCGAGAUUUUCGUGUCCAAUUGCAGUUUAAGAAGGCCGAACGUGUACACUCUGAACGCGGUGAACGUGCUGAGUCUGCACUUCUUCUCGGACGCGAGAACCGUUUGCCAACCCAAGUGCAAACAGUCACGUCCUUAGUGAGCUCAGUGAAUUUUUCCUUUGUACCUCGACUAGCUAAACUAUGUGUGAU